Brugia pahangi is the source of this 1530-nucleotide messenger RNA. Lineage: Eukaryota; Metazoa; Nematoda; Chromadorea; Rhabditida; Onchocercidae. The record is from the annotation of a GenBank genome assembly.
AUGAAUAACACGCAGUAUAUACUUUUACUAUUUCUACUUUCACAGGUUUUACAGAAAAUUAUCGGUGUUCCAAUCGAUAAUUCAGUCUCAGAAAAUCCAAGCAUUGAAUGCGAUUCGGAUAGUAUAUCAAUCGUUUUUUCAACAUUGAAACCAUUUAGUGGUCGAACAUUUGUUAAAGGUUAUAUUCAAGACAGAAAUUGCAUUCAGAUUGGAAAUCAUCACGAACAGCAUAAAUUUACGAUAAAAUUUAAUCAGUGCGGGUUACGUCGUUCUCGAGAGUAUAAUGGCAUUCGGAUUACAACAACGGUUAUCGUAUCAUUUCAUCCGAUUUUUCUGACCAAAAUAGAUCGAGCAUAUCGACUCAAUUGCUUUUACUUGGAAUCAUCAAAGACAAUUACUCAACAAUUAGAAAUUAGCAUGAUGGCAACCGAAGAGUUACAACGUCAAACGCAAAUGCCAAUUUGCAGAUAUGAAAUUCUCGGUGGAAGUGCAACAGGUGUGCAAAUACGAUAUGCAAAAGUUGGUGACAGUGUGUAUCACAGGUGGACAUGUUUAUCCGAGACUAAAGGUCUGUACUGUAUGAGAGUUCAUACAUGUACUGUAAGUGAUGGACAAGGUGGUGAAGCAGUAGCAGUUAUUGAUAAAAAAGGGUGUUCAGUAGAUAAAUACUUAUUGCUGGAUUUGGAAUAUAUAGAUGAUCUAACAGCUGGACAAGAAUCAUAUGUUUUCAAAUUUGCCGAUCGUCCAGCACUUUAUUUCAAUUGUCAACUAGAGUUGACCACUAAAGAUCAUCAUUUGGGAUGUGCAAAUGAGCGACCAACUUGUAAAGGUCAAAUUCGAGUGGAAGCAUCAGAACAAAGUUAUGAGCAAUCUAUUGCUGCUACGGAAGAAGAAACACAAGCACCUAUCUACCAAAACAACAAUAAGGAACAAAGUUAUUCAAAUCCACUUGAUAUUGACUACAAAAGUAAUGAAUCACCGUAUCAAAGUAAUGAAGUUGUCUAUGCGCCACCACCUGGUCCACCAGCUCCUCCAACUCGUUCAUCUGAUUCAUCGCAUUUUCGAUCUUCGCCAAAAUCAGUCUACUCUAUUGAUAGUAAUUAUGAUGAUAUUUCUACGCCAUCAAAUGCAGAAGAAUACGGUCAUUUACCGCCACGAGAAACGACAGCGAUUUAUGAGGAAGGAAUUGCUUAUAAGCGAUUAAUCAGAAGGAAACGAAAUUCAACCAAUCAAUAUUUCUCAUCUAAUGCUACGACUAUAUUACGGCCAAAGUUACGUAUUGCAAAUGUUGACCUUCCUGAGCAGUGCAUAACUGUAUUUGACCUCGAUGAUGAAAAUAACGGUGAAAUACAGUCAGCAAAUUUAAAUCGAUUACUCAAUCCAAUUACAACUACCAGGACAUGUUUGUCAACAGCUCGAUUGACAAUGUUAAUAGUUAUCACUGUGAUAACAUUUUCAAUCUCUGUCUUAGCAUUGAUAUUUGUUUUACGAAAACAACGAAUAUUUUUGCAUAAUAAUUUCAUCAAAUGA